UAAACUUACGGUGGCUGCCUCUAUUUACCCCUCUUCUCCCUUCUUCUCCUUUUCUCUGCCCUCUCCUCCCCGAAGCUCUCCCAUCUUCGUCUCCUUCUGUUAUGAACCUCAUCGUUUCGCAUCACCUUCGUAACAAUCUUCAAGAGAUAUUCCCUUUCUCCCCGUCUCUGUUGAACCCAUCUCCGUCAAAAGAUUAAUUUGGAUCUGGAACCCACUCGAACCCACUUGAUCUAGCGAAAGAUCAAGAGAAAGCGUGGCAGCUGAAGGAAGCGUAGUGGCUCAUGAUAAUCCAACGAGUUGCUCAAGAGCGAGAGGUCCUUUCUAACUGUUCAUCAGCCAGACUUAAAGUCUCUCCACAUCAGCUUCUUUUAUAAGAGGGAGGCGCAUAGAAAGAUAAAUUUAUUUCAAAUCGAAGCACAGAAAGACAUAAAAGGAGGUAGGCCAUGGCUUUGCAUGGAAAGCUUUUGCAACAAGUAGUGCUGCUACUGCUAAUUGCUGGGGUCCUAGUUUUAGCAGCAUCUCAACCCAAUAAUCCGAGCUGCAACCGCACAUGCGGAUCUUUUAAUAUCCCCUACCCAUUUGGCACAGGCGAGGGCUGCUACCUUGAUCCAUCUUUUCUCAUUAUCUGUAACCACUCUUUCCAGCCCCCAAAACCAUUUCUGGGCGUUGACAAUAUAGAUGUCCUCAACAUCUCUCUUGAUGAUGGUGAGCUUCGAGUCUCAAACUUGGUAUUCCGUCUUUGCAAAUAUAAUAAUUAUCCGUAUCAAGAUGAUGGGCCUAGUCUCCGCCGGCGCUUCUCUACCUUGCUCAACUUGCCGAGUUUUCGCAUCUCACCUGAGAAGAACAGUAUCUCUGCCGUCGGUUGUAGCUUUUUUGCCUCCAUAAGUGGCUCGCAGGGACAACAAUCAACGUUCAUGGCCGGAUGCGUAUCAUUCUGUGACAACGGUACCACUUUGGUUAACGGCUCUUGCUCCGGCCUUGGCUGUUGCCAUUCUGCUAUCCCCAAAGGAGCAACGAACUAUAAUUUGAAUUUUGAGAGCAUUUCCAUUAAUGGAACCAUGUAUAACGAAUCGUGUGGUUUCAGUUUCAUUGGGGAAACAGAGGCAUACAACUUUUCCACCUUGGAUUUUGAAAAUUUAACAAACAGGAAGACUAUACCCCUGGUGCUUGAUUGGGCAAUUGGAAAUAAGACGUGCAAAGAUGCUCGGGAAAAUAUGAGAAGCUAUUUAUGCAACGCAACGUAUAGUAAUUGUAUCGAAUCCAGCAAAGGUAUUGGGUAUAUUUGCAAGUGCACCCCAGGUUAUCAAGGGAACCCAUACCUUCCUGAUGGGCAUGAUGACAGUUGCCAAGAUAUUGAUGAGUGCAAAGAUAGUCCGAAUCCCUGCAAUGCUACUGCAACAUGUACCAACACUAACGGGAGCUACAAAUGUACUACUCGUGGAAAACUCAGUCAAUCCAUGAGCAUCAUUAUUGCCCUGGGUGUCAGCUUGAUAAGCCUCUUGAUCCUGGUUGUGGGAAGUUCAUGGGUAUAUUCAGUAAGGCAAAGAAAAAAGCAAAUAAAACUGAAACAGAAGUUCUUCCAACAAAAUGGUGGCCUAAUCUUACGACAACAACUCUUGAGUCACAAAGAAUCUGUUGAGCCAACCAAAAUCUUUAGCGCAGAAGAGCUUGAAAAGGCCACUAACAACUAUGAUAAAAGUAGAGUCCUAGGUCAUGGAGGCUUUGGAACUGUUUAUAAAGGAGUUUUAUCAGAUGAUAAAGUGGUUGCCAUUAAGAAAUCCAAUGUUGUUGAUGAGAGCCAGAUAGAGCAAUUUAUAAAUGAAGUGCUUGUGCUUACUAAAACUAACCAUAAGAAUGUGGUUAAGUUAAUAGGUUGUUGCCUUGAGACUGAAGUACCCUUACUAGUAUAUGAAUUCAUCACAAAUGGGACACUUUAUGACCACAUUCAUGAUAAAAACCUAUCAUCCUCGCUCUCAUGGGAAAAGCGUAUAAAGAUAGCAUCAGAAACUGCGGGAGCCCUAGCAUACAUAUAUUUUGAGACUUCUAUGUCAAUUAUACAUAGAGAUGUGAAAACUACAAAUAUACUUCUGGAUGAUAAACACACAGCAAAAGUGUCUGACUUUGGAGCUUCAAGAUUGGUUCCUCUUGACCACACACAAUUAACAACUGUGGUGUUGGGAACUUUGGGGUACCUAGACCCAGAAUACUUCCAUACUAGCCAAUUAACUGAAAAAAGUGAUGUCUAUAGUUUUGGUGUUGUCAUGGCAGAGCUACUAACAGGUGAGAAGGCGGUUUCCAUGUUUAGGCCUGAAAGUGAAAGAAAUCUUGCGAUGUAUUUUGAAACUGCAAUGAAAGAGGAUCGCCUACUUCAAAUUAUUGAUGAUCGCAUUCUCAAUGAAGGUAAUUUUGAGGAAAUAAUGGAAGUUGCUAAUAUAGCAAAAAAUUGUUUAAAGGUAAGAGGGGAGGAUAGACCUAGUAUGAAGCAAGUAACAAACGAGCUGGAGGGAUUAAGACUUUCAGAAAAACACUCAUUGAAAAAGGUUGAUCCCGACACACAACAGACUAAACACUUGCCAAAUGCACCUACACAUUCUUUGGGAAUUGAUGUUGACAUCGGUAGCUCUUCUAUCAAUACCACUGUUGCGGAUGACAGCAUGAGAAAUCAAGUGGUGAAACCAAUAGAUAAUGAUGCUAGAUAAUUUGUUCACCCUCAUCGAAGGCUAGCAUAGCCUAUCUCUUGUCGACAUUCAUCAUGAUCACCACUCAUCGAUAGCCAUCCCCACUCAUUUUCUCUGGUUGCUUAUUUGCCCCUCACCACGGCCAACUAGUGCUACCUUACUUUCUCUUUCUGGCUCUCAACCCCCUUCUUUCUUCCAAUCCGAUCUCUUCCCAACCCCUAGGUCUCUCUCUCUCUCUCUCUCUCUCUCUCUCUCUCUCUCUCUCUCUCUCUCUCUCUCUCUCUCUCUCUCUCUCUCUCUCUCUCUCUCUAAGAUUCUUCACAUGCUUUCUAGCUUCACCAUCUUUUCUUAUCUCUCUAACCUGAACAAUAACUUUCUAGACGUUCCUCUUUUGGGUUUUCUGCUCAAUGAAAGGAAAUUCGAUCGGUCUCCUUGUAUGCAUGUUUUAAGAUUGAAAGAAUGUGAUCAUCAUAGCUUUAUCAGGCAUGUUCAUGUACGACGUGGUUCAAUGCUGUGAUAUGUAUAUAUUUGAUAUUCUCUUUUGAGUGAUUUCAAUGUAAUGUACGUGUUCUAUCUAUUGAUCCUUAAAGCUUUUCAUGUGAGUAUUUAGUGAAAUGAAUUAUUAGCCUUUUCACACUUUACAAUUAAAGCUUUUAGCUAAAUCCUGUAUUGGAUUUUGUACCAGUACUGGAUUUUAUCUCUAGUGUUCAUGUUUUUGUAGUUUGCUUUUUCCUUGGCGAAGUAGUGGAAUCUAAUUAAUUAGGUAAUUGCCUUAUUUAAGGGUUCAUAAUUAAUUUAUAUAUAUUCCAAUAGAGCAUGAAUAUUUCAUACUUAUAAUAUACGAGUCAAUUGAUCGAGAAAGGGCGCUUGCCGCUUUGGAGUGGUCCCGCCCCUAGCUAGUAGAUACUCCAUGAGUAAGGCACGAUAAAAGUUACGCUCUAUACGUGCAUGCGACCACCGCCAGUGCCUACCAUUGGCCUACUAUGAAUUUAUAAGUAUUUGAGAAACCUAUAUGUUGAAGAUCUGUCAAGUUUUGUUUUUUUUUUUUUUUUUAAGUGAAUGGGUGUAUAUGAAGAUGUCGUUUAUGGAGCACGACAUUGCCCUUUUCAUUAUAUUUGUAUUUCAGUAAUGGCAUUUUUGUAAAUAUUUGAUUAAUGGCAAAUUUGUAAAUAUGUAUUUCUAUAUAAGGCAAGUGUGCCUUCGUGAAUCAAUGAGUGCAAGUUACUUUACUAAAUUGAAGCCACAAUCCUGGAAAAGAAACAGAAGGGGUUUUCAAACCCUAGUCUUACCAAAAUCAAAUUGGAGCUUGAGGAGAAGAUUAAGUCUGUUUUAUGGUAUGGUUUCGUUAGAGGAUAAUACGAUGAAGUCAAUCCAUAUGUUGUGCGGUGAUCAACGGUUGUAAGUGAUUGUAAACUCAAGUUUUGAUGCAUUCUUCAAUAAUAAAGGUUCCUAGAC
Molecule: messenger RNA, 4133 nt
Organism: Carya illinoinensis
Lineage: Eukaryota; Viridiplantae; Streptophyta; Magnoliopsida; Fagales; Juglandaceae
Product: putative wall-associated receptor kinase-like 16
Exons: 5
Coding region: 444-2699 (751 amino acids)
Biological process (GO): cell surface receptor signaling pathway; protein phosphorylation
Cellular component (GO): plasma membrane
Molecular function (GO): polysaccharide binding; ATP binding; protein serine/threonine kinase activity
Source: RefSeq, a predicted model, not a curated record